AUGUCCACACCUUUCCCCAGUGAUGAAACUGCAAAGGAGGCUCCCGCAAGCGUCUCGAAACCCAUCAAAAGCGCUGAAAAUGCUAGCCUUGUCAACUCCUCGGAUGCGCUAAGUUUUCCCGAAGGUGGUUUUACCGCUUGGGGCACAGUGGUAGGCACUUAUACCAACGCUUACGGUGUCUUCCAGGGCAAGCACACCUAUGGAACACUUGAGGGAGACUUUUACACUCGAACAUACCUGACCAAUUCCACACCAUCUGCAAUUGCCUGGAUAGGAAGUGUUAAUGCACUCUUGGUGCUAUCAGUUGGAGUCGUGUCAGGAAGGAUGGUCGACCGAGGCGCAUUUUACCCUGUUAUGAAAAUCGGCUGUCUCCUCCAAUGCCUCUUCCUCUUUCUAUUGUCCCUAGCGAAACCAGAUGGGUAUUAUCAAGCAAGUCUCCUUUCUAUAUUCCUUUCCCAAGGUGUCGGUUUCGGUAUUGCAAUAGGCCUUACGAACGUUCCCUCUAUUGCUAUAGUAUCGCAUCACUUCCAGCGAUGCAGAGCUAUUGCGAUGGGAAUUGUCGUUGCGGGGUCGUCAUUGGGUGCAAUCUUGCACCCCAUCAUACUCAACAAUCUUAUCAAUAGAAGACUCGGCUUUGCAAAUGGUGUCCGUGCAAGUGCGACUUUGAAUAGUGGCCUGCUUCUCAUCGCAAACCUCCUCAUGCGAACAAGGAUUCCACCGCAACCAAAUGCCGUCAGUUACACUCGCGUUUUGCAAAACUCGUCGAGAGAUGGCGCUUACAUCUGUGGAUGUGUAGCGCUAGCUGCUUUCAAUUUCGGAUACUUCUUCGAAGUCUUUUACCUUCAGUUGGAUUCCACCCUGCAUGGUCUAAGCCGAGAAUUUUCGUUUUAUUCACUCACAAUCCUCAGUUCUGGUUCUUUCAUCGGAAGACUUGCUGUGGGUGUUGUCUCUACCUACGUGGGCAUCCCAAACACGGUCGUUGGCUCUUCAUUUAUAUCUUCCGCUGUACUAUUUGCAAUGAUUGGCUUGCACUCGGCGGCCAGUGUAGCUGUGAUAGCUGCAAGCUAUGGGUUUUUUUCCGGAGGCGUUAUAGCACUGAUGGGCCCAUUGGUAUCGUAUCUGACUCCUGAAAAUUCACAUAUUGGUGCACGGAUGGGCAUCAUGUUUGCAGUAGCUGGCAUUGGAUCACUCGUGGGCAUGUGCACCGAUUUGUGGGGCUUUCCUGACGUCGCAUUACAUUUGGUGGAAGGCUGUUGUCUUUGCUGGGGCGAGUAA
Suillus bovinus is the source of this 1275-nucleotide messenger RNA. Its product is annotated as major facilitator superfamily domain-containing protein. Gene Ontology annotation, biological process: transmembrane transport. The transcript has 12 exons. Gene Ontology annotation, molecular function: transmembrane transporter activity. Gene Ontology annotation, cellular component: fungal-type vacuole membrane. Lineage: Eukaryota; Fungi; Basidiomycota; Agaricomycetes; Boletales; Suillaceae. The record is from RefSeq and is a predicted model, not a curated record. The coding region runs from base 1 to 1275 and encodes 424 amino acids.